GAUUCGCUCUCCGAAACCGAUAAACGUUUUGUCUGUCCCGGUCGUUCUUCCGUACUUUCGUCCGUCGUUCGAGAAUCGACUUCUGUUGCACCGUCCCGCGGGAACGGUUGCGUACACAUCAUCACACUGGGUCCGUGCAUCUCACAAAAGUGGCAAAGCGCCAACACCGCGUUCAUGGCUGCGAAUAUGUCUAACACAAACCAACCACGGCAGGGAUGAUUGGAUAGUUCGGACAUGCCACUAUGCUACAAAAUUCGUACUGUACUGUACUACCCAGUUCUAACCUUCAGCGCACUGGGCAACCGCUGUGGGUGUAGAUUUUCAGAAUCUAUCCAGAGUUUCCGGGAUGCCUUCUCGGCCCAGCGAUACAACCUCGACUGCAACUCCAAAUAGGAAGUUAAUCAAGAUUUCGCAGCGAAGCAGGCAAACCACAGCCAGCAAGGACAAGCAGAAAAUAACUGGCGGCGCUCUCCAGAAACCCAAGCGCACCAAGAAGAAAGAGGUGCCAGCUAAAAGCGACAAGGAAACACAGACUCUGCCUUGCAAAGGAACGCAAACUCACGAUGAGCUGUUACAAAGCCGGGAGGAGCAAUUCUUUCAGCUGCUGAAAGAACGGAAAGCGGCAAACGAGAGCGGAUCCAACAAUGACGAUGGCACUUUCGUUCAACUCGAUGUGCGCAUACCGGAGCUCACGAUUCAAGACCUUUAUGCGUACGCUGAGAGGCAUAACUGCGAGAUUCGGAUGUCGUAGCUGUAUCUUCCCUUUGGAUGCGUUUUGUUUGUUCGUAGUUUGUUGAUACUUGAUAGCUUGUUCAGGUUGUACAGAUGCUCGUUUCUACUGUAAUUAUCGGAAAAUUCAGAAUCUGAAUGAAUGCUGGAUGCUUUUAGUUUGCUUUUAUUAAUUAAUUUAAGUUAUUUUAUGAAGGUACUGUACUUAAUCUGUUAACGCUAUCACAAAAAAUCUUCGAACAUCAUUGUUCCGGAUAAUAACUUUUUAACAUAUCCUUAACGGUUCCGCUUCUGUAGCCUGCAGUUUGAAACAAUAAAGUACUUUAUGUGGAUAAAGAAACCAUUC
This is a messenger RNA of Paramacrobiotus metropolitanus, 1075 nucleotides long. RefSeq lists its product as uncharacterized. Lineage: Eukaryota; Metazoa; Tardigrada; Eutardigrada; Parachela; Macrobiotidae. The transcript has 6 exons. The record is from RefSeq and is a predicted model, not a curated record. Bases 347 to 751 code for a protein of 134 amino acids.